AACACACACAGAAAAAAAAGGUGUGUGUGUGUGUGAGAAUCGGCGGUUUGCACACUUCUCCACACACUCGCUUCUUUUUGGCUUCUUCGCAUUCCCAAUUCUACAUUUGAUUUGAUUGUUUACUUGAAUGGAACACAACAGGAAUGACAAUGAUGAAAUGUGGGACUGGAAAGGCGAAGAUUACGGUUUGCAACUAGAUGAAUCUAAUAGCCUCUGGAACAAUGUAAGCGAGAGUGGCGAUGAUCUUUCUUAUGUGUUUAAUGAAACAACCCCGGUGAAGUCUUGUGGGGAUUUGGCGUAUCAAGUUACUGAUAAUGAAAACAUAAACAAGGGAAUGGAGAUGUGUAGGGAAGCGUCUUCCCAAGCAAAGAGACGCCGAAUGCUGCAUUUUGAGGAUGAAGUUCUAGAUGUAGAUGUUCUUCCGCUUUGUGAUGAGGAUUUCUCAUCCACUUUUUUAAAGUCUAAGGCGAGGGAAGACUCGUUGGAUGGGGCAUUUUCUGAUAUGGCACAAUGGGUGUCUGGAUUUGCUGAUGAUAUGUCUGCAUCUGCAUCUGGUUAUGAUGGGUUGGAUCAAUCUUCAGACGGAUGGCUGGCCGAUUGCCUUGUAAAUGACUCGGGGAUGCAAUUUAUCCCUGAUGAUAUGAAUUUAUCUGGGACCUCCGAUAUUCAGAUCAAUCUUACAGAUUCGAAUAAUUUACAACCUGAGAAUGGAGGUAAUAUGGUGCCGGAACGCCACACUCCUACUCGCCAAAAUGUUAUUUUCAAAGGGAAAAAGUCUUUCAUUAAGACACCCACAAGAAUGACUUCUUCGGUUGUUCUUCCGUUUGCCUUCGUGAAACCAUGUGGUGUCCAAGGAGCAGUUACUCUUAAAGACAUAAACCAGAAGAUCCUCACUCCACCGCCAUCAAAAUCCAAGAAAACUUAUGAAGAUCCCACCAUAUCAUACCCGACCUCUGCUUUCUCUGGAAAGCCCAUCGUUGGUAAAACCAAAAUCCGCACAGAAGGCGGCAAAGGCAGCAUUACGAUCAUGAGAACAAAAGGAUGAUCAGAUAAGUGCUUCUUUCUUUUCCCCUGUAAUUGCUUCGGUUUUUCAUGGAGCUAUGGUUUUCUGUCACCAUGCCCGCGGUCUAUAGAAGUUAAAUUAAAUAGAAAGAUAGUUUUAUCUUCACAUAUGCAAGUGUUUGCAUCUCCAUUAGGUGGUAGAUUCCUGUUCUAUCCGUGAGUCGACCGGAAUCUAUUGGGAUCUUUUUGUCUAAAAGAUCCUUCUACCAUCCUUUUGUCCUUAGAAGAACUUUGACUAUGCUAAUUUGCUCAAUUAAUCUAUUUUCAACUUUAAA
Cynara cardunculus var. scolymus (artichoke) is the source of this 1337-nucleotide messenger RNA. RefSeq names its product protein XRI1-like. Gene Ontology annotation, biological process: male meiotic nuclear division; female meiotic nuclear division. The transcript is spliced from 10 exons. Bases 128 to 1045 code for a protein of 305 amino acids. The record is from RefSeq and is a predicted model, not a curated record. Lineage: Eukaryota; Viridiplantae; Streptophyta; Magnoliopsida; Asterales; Asteraceae.